AUGACUGAUGUUAUUGAUCGACCUGUGUGUGGGUCAGUGGUUAAAUGUAGCAGAAACAUGGCUCUGUGCAGGUUUGUCAGGCUCCUCCAGGUUAGCAGGACCACACUGGUGACCGGGACCCGUCUUUAUUCUCAAACCGGACCGGAACCGCUGACAGUGAAACAACAAAACAACGGAAUAAGGAGGAUAAUACUAAACAAUCCUAAAAAGAGGAAUGCUCUGUCUUUGUCCAUGUUGGAAUCCCUCAGAGAGAACAUCUUAAGUGAUAUUGACAGGGAUGAUCUCAGAGUUAUUAUCAUAUCAGCCAAAGGUCCAGUGUUUUCCUCUGGUCAUGACCUGAAGGAGCUGACAUCAGCUCAGGGCCGACAGUAUCACACACAGGUGUUUCAGACCUGUGCAGAGGUCAUGACUCUCAUACAGGACAUACCAGUUCCAGUGAUCGCCAUGGUAAACGGUGUUGCCACAGCAGCAGGUUGCCAGCUGGUUGCCAGCUGUGACAUUGCCGUAGCGACGGAGAAGUCCACUUUUGCAACUCCGGGUGUUAAUGUGGGUCUAUUCUGCUCAACUCCUGCGGUGGCCAUCGGCCGAGCUGUACCGAGGAAGGUUGCCAUGGAGAUGCUGUUCACAGGAACUCCUAUUUCGGCCCAUGAUGCUUUGCUGCACGGUCUGAUCAGUAAGGUGGUGCCAGAGGAACGACUGGAGGAGGAGACGCUGUCCAUCGCCCAGAGGGUGUGUGAGGCCAGUGGACCUGUGGUAGCACUGGGAAAGGCCACGUUCCACAGACAAAUGGCUCAAGGUCGAGAUGCGGCGUACGCCACCGCCUCCAAGGUGAUGGUCGACAACCUGGCACUAAGAGACGGACAGGAGGGGAUCCGAGCCUUCAUCGAGAAACGCAAACCAGUGUGGAGUCAUAAAGCCGAGAAAGCCCACGAGUGAUGGAGGUCAGUGCAGAUCUGCUGAUGACUGAGACUGAUCCACUCCACUGCUUUUACCUUUCCUGUGUGGAAUAAUGGCCACUGAUCCACAGCCAGUGUUCGGACUGUUCCAAAGGUCAAAUACAGGUGGAAUUUGGUAGCUCACAGGAGGCGAAGAAUGAUUCCAUGACCGUCUUCCCUGAGGAUUUUUGAGACAAGUAGCUGAAUCAUUUAUGUGCCUUAAAGUGUGAAGAUGAUGAUUUCUGAGGGUUGACGACAUAACGGACACUUGAAGAUAAAUAAUAAGUACAGUACAGAUCCAGUAUGUAUGACUUUUAAUGACCCAAAAGGUGUGUAUUUUCUUGUGGUAGAAAAUAUCAGGUGUUACAAGUGUUGUACAGAACAUUAUGAAUACAAACUAAGCUAUUUGCUCUUGGUUAAUCUUGAAUAAAUAAUUUACAAGUCAA
This is a messenger RNA of Sphaeramia orbicularis (orbiculate cardinalfish), 1381 nucleotides long. RefSeq names its product enoyl CoA hydratase domain containing 3 (gene echdc3). The record is from RefSeq and is a predicted model, not a curated record. NCBI's taxonomy places the organism in Eukaryota, Metazoa, Chordata, Actinopteri, Kurtiformes, Apogonidae. The transcript has 7 exons. The coding region runs from base 1 to 936 and encodes 311 amino acids. Gene Ontology annotation, molecular function: hydro-lyase activity. Gene Ontology annotation, cellular component: mitochondrion.